AUGUUCUUAUUUUUCACGCUUCUCGUCCUUCACAGCGCCCUUGGUGCUAUCGCCACAACCCAUCGCUACGACUGGGAACUUUCUUGGGUUACAGCGGCUCCUGAUGGCUUCAGUCGCCCAGUUAUCGGUGUCAAUGGAGAAUUCCCUUCGCCGACCAUCACAGUCAUGAAAGGUGACAGGCUCAUCAUUAAAGUACAUAAUGAGCUUGGGAAUCAGUCAACCGCAGUGCAUUGGCAUGGAAUACAUCAGAGAGGUAGUCCCGAGAUGGAUGGAGCUGCCGGAGUGACGCAGUGCCCGAUACCUACAGGGGCUUCUUUCACCUACGAUUUUACUCUCGAGCAAGGAGGAACUUUCUGGUAUCACUCGCAUUAUGGCGGUCAGUACCCAGAUGGCCUUCGCGGCGCGUUGAUCGUGAAAGAUCCAGAUGCACCUUGGGCUGGACGUGUAGACGAAGAGAUCACGAUGACCCUCUCUGAUUGGUAUCAUCCGAGAAUGCCACCUCUGCUUAACGAGUACCUUUCUCCCGAAAGGUACCAGGCUAAUGACGGCCAUGAGCAUUUCCCAUCAUCAGCUCUAAUAAAUGAUAGACAAGGAGAUCGCAUUCAGGUGCGGCCGAACAAAACUUACCUCUUCCGCAUAAUCAACAUCGCGAACUUCCUCAGUUUCACGAUUCUGUUCGAUCAACACCCCUUCACUGUCGUAGAAAUAGAUGGAAUUUAUAUGGAAGAUUUCCACGCAAGGGAGAGGCUGAGCAGAUUGGCUGUCGGCCAGCGAAUAUCGGUACUGGUGCGGACAAAACCAGUGGCAAGCUAUAACUUCGAGAUCCUGUCUUUCUCAGAUGUCAGUCUCGUCAGCCCUACAGAAGGACUCUCAUGGAACUCCACGGCGUAUCUGACAUAUGACGGAUCGCGUCCGACUCCUACCGGUCUGUCCAUAGCGGACCUCAGAUAUUACGAUGAACUGGAACUUGUUCCUUUGAGCAGAGAGGCUCCAUUCAAACCAAACAAGCAAAUAGUGCUGCAAACCUCAAUGGAAGGCAUAAAUUCAGUUAUAAGAGGAACAGUGGACGGAAAGACGUAUCUUCCUCCAAAGGUUCCAUCCCUCUACACUGCCCUCUCCUUCGAUUCGGAUGUGACGCGCAACCCAAGAAUAUACGGUCAUACGAACCCGAUCGUAAUAAGAUUGGGGGAUGUGGUACAAAUGGUAAUCAACAACAAUCAUGAUCAUCCUCAUCCAUGGCAUCUCCACGGCCACACGUUUCAAGUUCUGGAACGACCACUGGAUUCGAAUACAGGCCCUUUCUCUGGUACACUCGGACCUAUAUCUGCAACGCCUAUCCAGCGAGACACGGUUGUCAUAUUGCCGGAAAGUUAUGUAGUGAUAAGGUUCAAAGCAGACAAUCCCGGGGUGUGGUUGCUCCACUGCCAUAUCGAGUGGCAUAUAGAAGGGGGGAUGACCGCCACAAUUGUCGAGGCACCGGACGAAUUGCCAGAUAUAGCCCAGCUUCAUCCAUCGCACAUCAACGCCUGUAAGCAGUAUCCGAUGGACUACAUCGGUAAUGCGGCUGGCAAAGUUGACAAUCCUUUGAAUCUAACUGGAGUUCAUGAAUGUGUUGUCCAAGGCAGUGAUGGGUCCGUCUCCUAUAGAUGUUCCUUGACAUAUUGA
Molecule: messenger RNA, 1665 nt
Organism: Eremomyces bilateralis CBS 781.70
Lineage: Eukaryota; Fungi; Ascomycota; Dothideomycetes; Eremomycetales; Eremomycetaceae
Product: conidial pigment biosynthesis oxidase Abr1/brown 1
Exons: 4
Coding region: 1-1665 (554 amino acids)
Biological process (GO): reductive iron assimilation; cellular response to iron ion starvation
Cellular component (GO): high-affinity iron permease complex
Molecular function (GO): ferroxidase activity; copper ion binding
Source: RefSeq, a predicted model, not a curated record